Molecule: messenger RNA, 320 nt
Organism: Dipodomys ordii (Ord's kangaroo rat)
Lineage: Eukaryota; Metazoa; Chordata; Mammalia; Rodentia; Heteromyidae
Product: sulfotransferase 1C1-like
Exons: 3
Biological process (GO): sulfation
Cellular component (GO): cytoplasm
Molecular function (GO): sulfotransferase activity
Source: RefSeq, a predicted model, not a curated record
GAUUGGAUCUGGCUAACAAAAUGCCCUCUCCUAGAACUAUGAAAACUCAUCUUCCUGUUCAAAUGGUACCACCUUCAUUCUGGAAAGAAAAUUCAAAGAUUAUCUAUGUGGCUAGAAAUGCCAAGGACUGUCUGGUGUCCUACUAUCAUUUCUCCAGAAUGAAUAAAAUGGUUCCUGACCCUGGUACAUGGGAGGAAUACAUUGAAGCAUUCAAAAAUGGAAAAGUGCUGUGGGGCUCCUGGUAUGACCAUGUAAAGGGAUGGUGGGACAUAAAGGACCAGCACCGCAUUCUCUACCUCUUCUAUGAGGACAUGAAGGAG